CAUCACUGCUCAUAAUUUGGAAACAAUAAAAACCCUAGUCCUCUGUAGUCUGUCCCCCAAUCCCGAAAUUAUCAACCCCCGCUCCUCCUUUGUUGCCCUCUUUCCGUCUCUCGUCAAGUCGCCAUCUCACAGCCGCCCGCUCUCCGUUGGCACCGUCUCGCUUACGUUCGACGCUGGCUUUCCCACUCUAUACCUUUUGUGCCCCUCCGUCGCCAAGUUGUAAUCAGGGAUCUCCUUGUAUAUAAAGAAGUCCUGUUGCCUGUCAGAGCCCGCUAUAAUAUAAGGAGCAAAUAAAUCUAUAACGAAUGGCGGAACAAGGAGACUUGGAAGGGAGCCAACCCAUAGAUCUCAAGAAGCAUCCUUCUGGGAUCAUCCCUACCCUUCAGAACAUUGUGUCAACAGUCAAUUUGGACUGCAAGUUGGAACUUAAGUUGAUUGCAUUACAAGCUCGUAAUGCUGAAUACAAUCCUAAGCGGUUUGCUGCUGUAAUUAUGAGGAUAAGGGAACCAAAAACCACAGCUUUAAUUUUUGCUUCUGGAAAGAUGGUUUGUACUGGAGCUAAGAGUGAACAACAGUCAAAGUUGGCAGCACGGAAGUAUGCUCGAAUUAUUCAGAAGCUUGGUUUUCCAGCUAAGUUCAAGGAUUUCAAGAUUCAGAACAUAGUUGGUUCUUGUGAUGUUAAAUUCCCAAUAAGGCUUGAAGGACUUGCUUAUUCCCAUGGUGCCUUCUCAAGUUAUGAACCAGAGCUAUUCCCAGGUUUGAUCUAUCGGAUGAAACAACCAAAGAUUGUGCUGCUGAUCUUCGUGUCGGGAAAAAUUGUUUUAACAGGAGCUAAGGUGAGAGAAGAGACAUAUAUGGCUUUUGAGAAUAUUUACCCAGUUCUUACAGAGUUCAGGAAAAACCAGCAAUGAUUUUGUAGGAGAAAUCAGAUUGUGUUGCAGAGAAGUUUCUAAGGUGGAAUACCCCUAUCAAUUGAGCCGCUACUGAGCCCGGAAUGAAUUGUAAAUAUUGUUCUCAGGCGGUUAAGUUAAAAGAUAUGUGCAGUAUAAUUUUUUUGAUUCAGAUGUUGUGCUGGGAGAACCCUGUAUUUGCAAUGUUAACGUGAAAAUUCAAAUGAGGGGGAAUAAUGCUUCCGUUAAAUGUGGAACACUACCUACAAUGUAAAGUGAUUGUUUUGGCCGUUGUUAUUUUGCUAAUAAAUGCCAGCAGUUUUGGUUCUUGAAA
Carya illinoinensis is the source of this 1224-nucleotide messenger RNA. Its product is annotated as TATA-box-binding protein-like. Gene Ontology annotation, molecular function: DNA binding; RNA polymerase II general transcription initiation factor activity. The record is from RefSeq and is a predicted model, not a curated record. The coding region runs from base 306 to 911 and encodes 201 amino acids. NCBI's taxonomy places the organism in Eukaryota, Viridiplantae, Streptophyta, Magnoliopsida, Fagales, Juglandaceae. The transcript is spliced from 11 exons. Gene Ontology annotation, biological process: DNA-templated transcription initiation.